AUGGUUUACCCCUUACUCCUUUGCCUCCUGCUUGCUCAGCUGGGAUUGGGAGCCGCCGGUUCCAGCCGUGACCCACCAGGACGCCUGGAGCCCCAUAGAGAGAGGACCCUUAGAGGGAAGCAGCAUGGCCAUCAGUCUGCGCGAGCCUCAGACUCUUCGACUCUCUGGAGCCGGUCCAUCGACGGCACCAUCUUGGCGCAGAAACUCUCCGAGGAGGUGCCCACGGACGUGGCCUCUUACCUCUACACUGGGGACUCCCAUGAACUGAAGCGAACCAAUUGUUCCGGCCGCUUCGAGCUGGCAGCCGGCCUGUCAGGGAAGUCCCCCACCAUGGUCAGCCUGCACCCCUCCUUGCACGGGGCGAUGGACACGCUUAUCUACGCCACUAACUUCCUCAACAUGAUCAAUAAGUCACUAGAGCAGAACUUGCAGGACGACCUAGAGUGGUACCAGGCGCUGAUCCGGAGCAUCUUUGAAGAUGAGCCCAGUAUCUCACGGGCAGCCAUUACCUUCAGCACCGAGUCACUGUCCUCUCCAGCCCCCCAGGUCUUCCUUCAGGCCACUCGUGGGGAGAAUCAUAUCCUCCUACAGAACCUGUCCUCUGCUCACCACUUGGCCAACGCCACCCUGGAGGCUGAAUGGUUUCACGGCCUGAGGCGCAAAUGGAGGCCCCAUUUACAUCGCCGAGGCUCCAACCAGGGGGCCCGGGGUCUGGGCCACAGCUGGAGGCUCCGGGACAGCUCAGUAGGGGAAAAGAACCAGAUCAGGUGGUCUCUGCCCUACCUGGAGUGCGAGAACGGGAGUUAUAAACCUGGCUGGUUGGUCACUCUCUCCGCCGCUUUCUACCGGUUCCAGCCUAACGUGGUCCCCGAAUUCAGAGGCGUCGUGAAAGUUGACAUAAAUCUUCAAAAGGUGGACAUUGACCAGUGUUCAAGUGAUGGCUGGUUUUCAGGAACUCACAAAUGCCAUCUGAACAAUUCAGAGAAACUACAGCUACUAAAACCCCAGAAAAGUUCUCACCUGCGAGUCUUUGCUGUAGUCAAAUGGUUUGAUAUCAGGAUUGGAUAUGAUUUUAAUAGUUAA
Trichosurus vulpecula (common brushtail) is the source of this 1083-nucleotide messenger RNA. Its product is annotated as probable G-protein coupled receptor 158. NCBI's taxonomy places the organism in Eukaryota, Metazoa, Chordata, Mammalia, Diprotodontia, Phalangeridae. The coding region runs from base 1 to 1083 and encodes 360 amino acids. The transcript is spliced from 3 exons. The record is from RefSeq and is a predicted model, not a curated record.